Messenger RNA from Phytomonas sp. EM1, 2817 nucleotides. The record is from the annotation of a GenBank genome assembly. Lineage: Eukaryota; Euglenozoa; Kinetoplastea; Trypanosomatida; Trypanosomatidae.
AUGCAUAGACUGCUUGAUCAAUGUCUGUACCAUAAAGAACAUGUGGCUUCAUCUCCCAUAAACGCUAACACGGUUUCUCUGUCGAAUCAUCUCAACUUGGAAGCGUUGCGGGCCUACGUUGACCGAGGUCGCGCCAGACUCAUUGAGACGGGUGGGCUCACAUCUGUGUCCGUCAAAGAAGGUAGCCAAGGUGAUGUCCAAGGACUCCCAUGCGGGGCUCGUACCUUGCUGAUCAAAAAGGAUUCAGCAGAAAUUGUAGCCAGAGGAGUCAACAAAUUUUUUGACAUGGAAGAUGUAGGAGACGAGUGGGUGGUAGACGGGAUGCUAUGGAGCGAAUGCGUGGUGUGGGUGCAGCGCAAGCUCGCUGGGUUUGUCGUGACCUUGUUUUCGCUAGACGGGGUGAUGCUUAUAUGCGCGUCGAAGCAUGUUGUGGAAGGACCACACGUAGAAUUGUCAAGAAACUUUCUGGAUAAUGCGCUGACAAGUGAACAACAGCGCCGACUUGCAGAGAAGCUCUUCCAGCUUGAGGCUUCUGCCACGUUUGAGUGUGUCGACACCAAAAGUGACUAUCACCAUCCCGUACUAGAGCAUACAAGUUUUAACGAGCGAUUGAUCCUUUUGUCGGUUCAGAAAAGGAAUAUUCUUGCCGAACUUGCUCUUUGUUUCACCCAAACACAACAGUUUGCACGAGAGUUUGGAGUGCUGUGCGUUCCGGGUGCUGUUUUGUCCGAUGGUGAUGCGGUUCGCGACGCAGUCCGAUGCGUUACCCCAUGGGACGCCGUGUGCCCAGCACUGAAGGAGUUCCCCACACUUGCCGAGGGCAUCGUCCUAUUAAUUGAGAUACCCUUAAAUCGGCUUACCGAUCGCCACCACAGAUGGGUCGUCCCUGUGCGCCUGAAAGUAAAGACCACGCGAUACAUCGUCCUCCGCUCCCUUCGUUCUCUUCUUCGAGGCGAUUCUCAACCCCGAUUGGGCUUAUUUCAUCUUGCUAUAAUCAAAUGGUCUCACUUGCAUGGCAUAGACCUCAAAAAGGAGGAGCAGAUCGGGGGCGUUUGUCCUCUCAGUCAUAAAUUUGAACAAAACCUGUGUUCGAUGCAAAAAGUACGUCAUCGUGAUUCAGAGUUAACUGUUGGCGCGGCAUUUAGGCAGCUUUUACUACACACAGAGCAAGAGGUGCACGUUCGGCGUUACUUCAUCCCUUUGACAGUGGUUCUCUUUUGUGGGCUACCCGGGGCCGGCAAGUCGAGCCUCUGCCAAAGGGUCAUCGAACGUUUGAAGCUGCGUUCCUCUGUUUUCUCCUAUGGUGUUUGUCUAAGUCGUGACGAGGUGGCUCAAUCUGUGCGAAAGCAGUAUCAAAUCGGUCGCGAUUCCACCAGGCACAAGCAACGCCGUUUGCAAGGCCUAAUCCAUAGGGAGUUGUUAUUACGAAUCGAGCAACUAAAGAGGUAUUGCGCUUAUUCUGGAUGUGAUCGUCGUGGGCUCUUAUUGUUUGAUGCGUGUAAUGUCACGCCCGAUGCCCGUCGUGCUUGGCGACGCUGCUUUCCAUGUGGUCUGCAUGGGGCUUUCUUAGUUUUUGUGGAGUGUAAGGACCAAGAUGCCCUUCUCAUGCGGCUCUCCCAUCGGAUGGAGCACGCGACUAUCCUGGACGCUGAAGAUGCCCAAAGAGCACUUUACGCGGUCAAGAAAAAGUUUGUACCGCCUACACCUGAUGAGGGUGUCGGCGUAGUUAUUCGUUGCGAUACCACAAACACGUCGGUGGAUAUCCUUGCGGACUCCCUUGUUGAUACGUUUUCCGAAAGUACACGGACAACUUCCGUUUUCGUCCCUUAUCAGGUACCUUGUGAGAGGAUACAGCAAACAGAGUGGAUGAAUUUCGAUGAGCUAGCUGCGUCAGUUGAGUUUGAUGAGCGCGGAUUGCUUCAUGGUCUUUUUGGACCUACAGAAAUUGAUUCCAAUGACUUUAGCUCUUUGAUGUGUGCUUCUCAGAAUCAACUGCGGAAGGACGCCUUUCCGAAAAGAGCCUUAAUCGUCCUUAAACUUGACAUGUCGGUUGAAGACUUGCGAAAUGCAGUCGCGAGUGUGUUGAUGAGUGUUCUGAAUGCGCACCUGUGCACGCAAAAAGCUGAAGUGAUCGAAUCUGCAUUACUGCACAUUCCAUGGUGGCGCCGGUUACUAUCAGGAAUCGUUAUUAAAGGAGCAGAAGGGGCGCACAGCACGAAGUUGGAUGCCACCGUUGAAGCUGGGCAAAUCAAAUGGAUCAAGGGCUGGUUACUGCAAGGGAAGAUGGAGGCGACUGUACUCCCCGCAACCCUCAGCUACGCCCUUACGGAGCGCUUUGAGAAGAAACCGGCCUUCGCCCACGUCACUCUCUUAUAUAGUCCAGAUGGUGAAUCCGGGAUAGCGGAUUUCUGGCGACGCUCCGGGCUUCGUCUAGGGCAGGAGCUGAAGGUUGAACUCAGGGAACUCCUAAUGGAUCGCCUUGCCGUCUGUUUCACCGCCACACUUCUGGGUGGACGGACCUGUCAAUGGCCAGCCUGCGAUCGCGGUGAGUCGGAGGGUCAGGCUUUGCUUGAUUACCUGCACGUGACGGUUUGCACAGCUGCUGGUGUUAAUGGAAAGUAUUCGGGGGAAAUGUUGCACCAUUUCAAAGAGUGGCAGCAAGACGAUGAGGAUCUCGAGGUGUGUCGGGCCGCAAAGUGCGCAAAACGCAGUCGGCAAAAGUAUCACAACUUCGUGAAGCUAUCUCUGUCUACGCCACUCAUGUGCUCAGGGAACGUUGUGGUAUUAUCUCCUCAAUCCCUUCAGGAUUUUGCAUGA